Molecule: messenger RNA, 2493 nt
Organism: Insectozyma verbasci
Lineage: Eukaryota; Fungi; Ascomycota; Pichiomycetes; Serinales; Debaryomycetaceae
Source: the annotation of a GenBank genome assembly
AUGCUGGAUCCAAUUAAUCCACCAACAUCACCACCAAUAUUUGAAUCAGGUGCAAAUACACCAAUUCCAUCAUCACAACCACAACCACAAGAUCAACAACAACAAGAAAUAGAUGGUCCAGAAACAAAAAAAUCUAAAACAAGUUCAACAACUGCUAAAAAACCAAGUGCUGAAACAUUACAAAGAAGAAAAGAAGGUAGAUUAAAAGCAGCUCAAACAUUAGCACAAAAUUUGAAAAAAACAGGUAUUGGUAGAUUUGAAAAAGAAAAUGGAUUUGGUCUUACUAAUGUUAAAUCAAUACCAUUAAUUAAUCAAAAAAAUUAUUUUACUGAAUAUUUAAAAAAAGAUGAACAAGUUGCAUAUAUUAGAAAUUGGAGACAAGAAAGAGAUUUACAAAGUAAAAUUAAGAAAUUAAAACAAAGUGGUGAAAUGAUUGAUGAGAAAAAGAUUGAAGAAAUUAAAAAUUUUGAUAAUUUUAAUUUAAAUGAAAUUGAAUUAGAAAUGAAAAAGAAAAGUAAUGAUGUUGAAGAAGUAGAUGAUGAAGAUGAAGAAGAAAAUGAAACUGAAGAAAUAAGACAAGAAAAGGCAAGAAUUGGUGAAGAUGUUAUAAUUUUACAACCUGGUUCAAGUUUUAUUAGAAUUGGCAAAGCUACAGAUGCAGUUCCUGAAACAAUUCCCAAUGUGAUAGCUAUAGAGAAACCAAAUAGAGAAAAGGAAGAUAAUGUGGUAUUACCUCAUAGAGAAAUAAUUGAUGAUGAAAUUGUUAUAAAUCCUACAUUUGAUGAAACUAAGCAAGUCAUCUCCAAAGAAUUUAAAGCAAGAAUGAGAUUUUAUAAGAGAAGAAUAUUACCAAAUUCAAGAGAAACUGCAUUAUAUUUUAAUAAAAAACAAAUUGCUGAAAAGAUACCCGAUCAUAAUGAUCCAUUAAAAAAGGAAUGGAUAAAUGAAUAUGAUCAAAAAUAUUAUGUUGGUGAAGAUGCUUUAAAAUUGGUACUAUCUGGUGAUUGGAUAUUACGAUAUCCAAUGAUAAAUGGUAAUUUCAAUGAAUUUUCAAGAGAUUAUCAAUCAAGACAAGAAAUAAUAGGUGAUUUAGCAUUGAUCAUUAAAGAAGCAUUAAAAAAGUUGAAUAUAACCAAUGUUGGUAAUUUCAAAUGUAUGUUAUUAAUUCCAGAUCUUUAUGAUAAAUGUUAUGUUGAAAAUUGGUGUGAAUUAUUACUUAAAUAUAUUGGAUUUGGUAAAAUUGGUAUAAUUCAAGAAUCAGUAGCUGCUACAUUUGGUGCAGGAGCAUCUACUGCUUGUAUUGUUGAUGUUGGUUCACAAACUACAAAAAUUGCAUGUGUUGAUGAAGGUAUGAUUAUAAAUGAUUCUCGAAUUUUAUUAAAUUACGGUGGUGAUAAUAUAACUGAAACUUUUAUGAAAUUAUUAAUUGAAAAUGCAUUUCCUUAUAAAGAUAUUAAUCUUAGAAAUUCAUAUGAUUGGGAAAUUGCCACUGAUUUAAAAGAGAAAUUUAUAACUUUUCAAGAUGCAGAUAUAGCUAUACAAUUAUACAAUUUUUAUAAAAGAUCACCAAAUCAAUCAACUGAAAAAUAUGAAUUUAAAACAUUUGAUGAAGUAAUGUUAGCACCAAUGGGAUUAUUCUUUCCGAAAAUUUUUGAAAUUGGUGAAAAACCACCAUCAAAUCCAUCAUUAUACCUGAGUAAUAAAUCAACAAAUAAUAGAUUAAAUCAUUUAUUUCCUAAAUCAAUUGAUCAAUAUAAUUUAAAAUCAAAUAAUCCAAGAUCAAAAUCACAAGAUCAAUUAAAGAACUUUAAUAAUUAUUGUGAUUUACAAGAAGAAGAUUUAUUAAUGAAAUUAUGUGUAAUUGAUGAAAAAGAUAUGGAAUAUAAUGAUGAUCCAUUAUGGGAUGUUCCAUUAGAAAAAGCAAUUGUUGAAUCAAUAACAAAUGCAGGUUUAGGUUCGGAUUUAACUAAAAUUAAAAAAUUUUAUGGUAAUAUUUUAAUUGUUGGAGGUGGAUUAGGUAAAAUUAAUGGAUAUGAUUUAAUGUUAACUGAUAGGAUAAAUAUUUGGAGACCUAAAAUACUUUCAUCAACUUCUUUAAAUUCAAUUGUUGAAUAUAUAAAUCAAGAAAUAAAGAAAAACACUACUAAAAAACAACAAUUGAUAGAUGAAACUAUAAAAGAUAUGGAAGCUGAACAAGGUGUUAAAUUAGAUGAAAAAGAAGUUGAAAUUCCACAAGAAAUAAUCGAUGAUAUAAAUAAACAAUGCGAAUUGAAUUUAGAUUUAAAUCAUAUUGAUCAAUUAAAUGAUGAAGGUCAAAUUAUCCCAAUAAAUAUUUUACCACCACCAAGAGAAUUUGAUCCUACUAUAUUAACAUGGAAAGGUGGAUCAGUUUAUGGAAGAUUAAAAGUUGUUAAUGAAAUGUGGUUAACUCAAAAAGAUUGGGAUGUAUUGGGUAGUAGAGGGUUAUAUUAUAAAAGUUUAUUCAAUUAUUAA